Blastomyces dermatitidis ER-3 is the source of this 9455-nucleotide messenger RNA. RefSeq names its product sensor histidine kinase/response regulator. The coding region runs from base 301 to 7506 and encodes 2401 amino acids. The transcript has 5 exons. Gene Ontology annotation, biological process: protein autophosphorylation; phosphorelay signal transduction system. Lineage: Eukaryota; Fungi; Ascomycota; Eurotiomycetes; Onygenales; Ajellomycetaceae. The record is from RefSeq and is a predicted model, not a curated record. Gene Ontology annotation, molecular function: protein binding; phosphorelay sensor kinase activity; ATP binding.
UUUCGACCCAGCUGAUCGCCAACAUCAACUACCGAAGGCAACGAUCCUCCCUCGAAAGUCCUUCUCCGCCAGACAUCUGGCCAGCCAGCUUGUCUCCAAUUCCAAUUUUAUUCUGCCUUAUGGCGUCCGGUUAGAGGUCGUCUAAGGAAUGUCCGCUCUUUGAUUCAGCGAUCCUUGACGCCCAUUGCCGCUCUCUCCGCUACGUCUGUCGGAACCGACCGCUAUGCUUAAACCUGUUUUUGUCGCAAUUUUUUGCACAGCUUGACGCCAAUCCCCUCUUCCUCUCCCCCGCCACCCACGAUGGACGACAGCCAUAUACUUGGAGAGGACUUACCUCUUCCUCCAGGGCGCCUGUUUGAGCGCUUAGCGCAAUUACCCGGCUACAUCUGGCACCAGAAUCUCAGACCUUUCCGUUCCUCCUAUGAUCAUUGGCACGUUACAGGCGUGAGACUUGCUUCGGAUGCAGAUGUGCCCAUUUUAACUCCUUCCUCCUCCUCACGAUCGAAAGAGUCCACAUUGACCUCUGCGCACACCUCCCCCCGGAUCGAAAACAGAUCAUCCUACUCUCGAAAUAAUUGGCGAAGUAGCCUCAGCGAAUCAAGUAGCGAUAUUUCCUCCUCUCGCAACGAUCCGGAUGCCUCAUGGGUACCCGUAGUGGCUCGCGUUUCGAGCCAUGUUAUAAGGCUGGAACGCGAGUUCCAUAUACUGAAAUCAAUUAUCCAGAUAUCAGAUCCCGAAUGCAAACACACGGUCCGCCCCAUCGACAUUAUUCGCCUCGCCCCUCAGCCUGGCGAUCCCGGUCCCUUGUUGGUUACAAUCUACGAAUCCCAGGGUCCAAAUCAGUUAAAAGAAUAUGUAGGCUUCGGGCCUAUCUUUUUCCAGACGUAUGGGGGAGAGGUAUUAGCGGAAUGCUCAUCCCUAGGGGCCCAAGUUCCCAUCGCAACGUUUUUGGAUUUUGCCAUCGGUGCAUGCGAAUGUCUGGAAUUAUUGCAUUAUGGCCUGAAAUGCAUUCACGGUGAAAUCAGACCCGAUGCCUUCCAUUAUAAUGCCGAGACAGGCGCAGUGAAACUUUCAAACACGGGAAAUGGCGCCAGAUCUUUCGAUAAUGCAUUGAGUGAAGGUUGGUCGAUCCUAACACGCGAUUUCGGCGUGAAAAAUAAGUUGCAAUUCGUCGCACCGGAACAAACUGGAAGAUUACCAACAGAGCCUGAUAGUCGCACUGAUAUAUACGCUCUCGGUGUGUUGUUUUGGUCGAUGCUUGCGGGACAACCUGCAUUCGAUGCGAGUGAUCCAGUUGAAGUUGUGCAAAAUGUGCUCGGCAAAACAUUACCUACGGUUUCAUCCAAGAGGAUGGAUGUACCAGAUGCAGCCGCCGCCGUUAUCCAAAAAAUGACCCACAAACAGAUCGAUGAUAGGUACCACACGAUUUCUUCAGUGAAGUGGGAUCUUCAGCAAAUUUCAAGACUACUAGGCGAUGGCGAUCAUGAGGGAUUAAAAAAUUUCGUCAUAGCCCAGCGCGAUGUUUCAUCGUUUUUUGCCCUGCCAGCGACUAUGUUUGGACGGAGAGAAGAACAUGAAAAGAUCCUUCAAAUUAUUGACAAAGUCCAAAAACGCCAACAAGCUACUCUUGCCCAAGCUGCGGCGAAGUCAAUUCACUCCCUCUAUGCUCUCAGUUCAGGCUCUUCCGUGUCUGAUAGUCGCGUGGAUGGCAUUGAAAUUGGGGAUGGCUCCAGUGACUCUGGAUCAUACGGUAUUGCUGCCAUACGGAGCAGUUCUACAUCUAGCCCUUACGCUCUUGCGCAUUCGUCAACACAAGACUCAAACUGCAGCGCAGAUUCUACCUCAAGUCAAAAAACACUACUUCUCUCCAAUAGAGUUAAGAGUCCCACCGAUUCAAAGAAUUCUGGCGAUAUCAAUGAUCGCGAAAGUCAUUUUGCUUCCAGCCUCAGUAACCAGGGCCAAUUCGAUUCCCUUGCACCUCUAGGACGGCGAAAGGUGCAGGCAAAGUACCGGCAAAGCGGUCGUUGUGAGGUGAUCAGCAUAUCCGGUGUUGCUGGCCUCGGAAAAUCAGAUCUUUUAAACCGACUACAACCAGAAAUCCGGAAACAUGGCUAUAUCGCAGUUGCUCGCCUCGAUCGUUCACGCCGAGUUCCUUUUGAGCCAUUUUUUAAAAUUCUUGCUAGUCUUCUUCGUCAGAUUUUUUCUGAGCGUGACGUUUCUUCUGAUUACCACAGCUCAAUACGCAUGACCCUGCAGCCAAUAUGGCUAUCCCUCCACAAAAUCCUUGGCCUACCAGAAAAUUUAAUCUACCCUGUUGGGACGAUGAGCGAGUCCGUGAACUUCUUAAAGACUACUGCUACACCCCUUCAAGUGCUUAAAGAGGAGACAGAGGAAUCAUUUCAUUCCCAAGAUGCCCACUUUACCAGUUUAAGCGCGGGUCAGACAUUGAAUGAUUUUUGCCAUGGGCCAUCAUCCAACGCUAUGCUCAGAUUCGCGGAUACUCUUAUUGAAACAUUGAGGAUUAUGUCGUUUCAGAAGCUGAUAUGCGUCGCUUUGGAUGAUAUCCAGUACGCCGAUGUGGAAAGCGUGCAGAUUUUGCUUGAGAUUGUCAGAACUAAAAUCCGAUGCGUUCUUAUGAUUACGAGCCGACCAGAAGAAAUAAAUUCCCCUGAAUUAAAAGCGCUUUUCCAGACCGACAUGGCCAAUGUAACCAGGAUCGAACUAAGCCCAUUAAAUGAUGACGAGGUUCACGAAUAUGUUGCUGCCACGAUGCACCAACCUCCUAACAAGAGGCUGCUUCCCCUUUCCGCAGUCGUCCAAGAGAAAAGUCGAGGAAUUCCGUUCUACAUGCGAAUGAUCCUUGAGACCUGCUAUCAAAAGAACUGCAUUUGGUAUUCUUGGAGAGACUCAGCCUGGCAGUUCGACUUGGACAGGAUAUUUACGGAAUUUGUGUCCCCUAGCUAUGGUGAAGGCCUCGGCACAGAUUUCAUCGCCAAACGGCUCCAAGAGCUUCCCUCGGAAUCCCGCUCGAUUCUUUUAUGGGCUGCAUUGUUAGGCAGUCCAUUUUCCUUCACAUUAGUUCAGAGGUUGCUCUCCGGAGAGUUUCUGUUCGCCUUGGGUGGAGAACCCCUAGAGGACAUUACAUGUCCGCACCGGGCACCCUUGACGCAAAGUAAAAGAGGGAUGGUUUCAGGACUUCAGCACUUACUCCAAAUGUAUAUUAUAAUCCCCGGUGAAACUGAUGAUGAAUUUAGAUUCGCCCACGAUCGCUACGCCCAAGCCGUAGCAAGUAUGAGAGAGUGCCAUAACCAAGAGAAGAUGCAUUUCAUUGCUGCAAAAACCGUGAUGAAAUACGGUCCAAAUGACAGCACUUCAUUGUAUUCGCGAGCUCAGCAUAUUCAGUGUGCAGCAAGAUUAAUCAAGCAGCGAGUUCACGAACGGAUCAAAUAUAGAGAUGCGCUGUACUACGCCGCUCGGAGCGCUUUCCAGUCUGGGGCGAAGGCUACCGCGCUAAGCUAUUUUCAAGCUUGUCUCUACCUGCUACAGGAUGACCCAUGGGAUAGCAAUGCUGAAGAUGUUUACUAUGAGGAAACACGAGAGCUCCAUAUUCAAACCGCUGAAAUGCUAAUAUCUAGUGGGAAAAACAAGGAAGCCAUGGAACUUCUUGAGGUGGUGUUCAAGCGCGCUCAUUCUCCUGUGUGCAAGGCGAGGGCAUGGAAAUUAAAAAGCAAGAUACUCGCCCAAAGAAGCGAUAUUUCCGGUGCCCUUGAGGCCUUGUUCACAAGCAUGGAUGAGCUGGGUGUGAAAAUCAACAGGCCAAGCUCCUGGGAAGCUUGCGAUGAGGCAUACGAGAAACUCAGCGCAUAUCUUAAAGCUGCCGAUCUCGAUGUCGUUUUCUCUGUACCGCUUAGCCAGGACAAGACGUUGAUCACUCUUGGGUCGUUGAUGGCCGAAGCUAUGUCAGUGUGUGUUUGGGGGGAGCCGUUGACGUUUCUCCAGCUGGGGAUUGAAAUGAUGAAUAUCUAUCUGUUUCGUGGAGCCUUUUCGCAGGUCGCCGUUCUGUGCACAUACAUAUCCAUGGUUGCGAUGAGCCGAUACAAAGAUCUUGAACUUGGCGUCAAGCUCAGCGACUCUGCUGUCGAUCUCCUAGACCGCUUCGAUGAACCCUGGAUUCUAGCGCGGGCUGUUACUAUCCACAAUUAUUCCGUUAAUCAUAUGAGGGUACCCAUGUCAACGACAUUACCACGCCUCGAAAGUGCUAUGGAAGCUGCGUUUUUGCUGGGUGAACGAUACUUGAUUCUUAUGAAUAUAUCCGCUAUGGUAUUCACUCGAUUUUGUCUAGGCCAUGACCUGUCUGAGUUGGAGGCGCUGUGUAAUUAUGCGCCAGAGGAAAUUGGCGAUUGGGAAAACGACCCACGUGGCGGGGUCUAUAUCGUUUCUGUCCGGCAAGCCGCACGUGCUCUCCAGGGGAAAACAUUUAUCAACUCUGCGGAUCAUAUACUAUCCGACGAUCAGCACGACAGCGAGAAGUAUAUUGCUCUUCCUGGCUUGAACUCCCACGCCCUAAACAUGUAUCGUGCAAUGAGUUUGGUGCCACUGUACUCCUACGGCUACUACGAGAAAGCAGUGGAGAUUGGCACUGAAAUGACGAAAUCGUUGGCCGGCCUCUGGUCCCUCCGUGCUGCUACCCAAACGUAUUUUUUCCUUUCAUUAUCCAUGCUUAACCGCCACCUUGAUGAUCCAUCCCGACCUGGCGUCGAAGAGACCAUCAACCAGGUUAAAGAGUACAAGAAGGAGGUCGACUUUAAGACCCGCGCUUGCGAUGUGAAUUACGGUGCGUGGUCAUUAAUACUCGAAGGCCUGAUCUGCGAGGCGUCCGGCAAGUUCCAGAGUGCUCUCAUUGCCUUUGAGGCAGCGCUCGAUCAUGCCCAGCUACACAAUUGGCCUCUGGAAGAAGCCCUUGCUCUCGAGCUUCAAGUCGACUUCCUCGUUCGACGUGGCGUUAAACGGGCUGCUAAAUUUAUGCUGCAGGAAGCAAUCGCAGCGUGGAACCGUAUCAGCGCGACGGGUAAAGCUAAGCACCUCUCGGAAAAACAUGAGUGGCUUUUAAGAGUUGGAUCUCCUACAUCAAGAUCUAAUGAUGUUGGUUGUCAAACUAUUGAUUCGAUACUCAAUGUUCCGAGGACUACGGAGCCAGCGUCUAACUCCAUCCAUCCACAGCUUGAAGCUGAACGUAAACGAGAAUGGUUGGAGGAGAAUGAGGAACAUGCUGACCAGAGGUCUUUGGAUAUAUCCGGGCUUGGUCUAGAUAUUAUCGACUUGUCCAGCAUACUUGAAUUUAGCCAAGUCAUGUCCUCUGAAUUACACAUAGAGAAAUUGCUUACCAAAAUGGUUGGCAUAAUACUCGAGUCCUGUAGCGGUUCCGAAUUAGCGGUUGUGGUCACGGACUUUGAACCUUAUGGUUGGCUAGUUGCUGCGGCUAGCGAUCACGAAAAUGGAGAUGUAGCUUUCGCCGAUGGCCUCGCGUUUUCUGAAGUAGAGGACAAAAUGGCACAGCAAAUCACGCAUUAUACUCUACGGACGAGGGAACCGGUCCUUGUCCAUAAUGUCCUCGAUGACGAGCGUUUCUCCAACGUCAGUGAAGCCUACGCCGCCCGAAACCCGCAUGGGAAAUCCGUUAUUGCCCUACCUAUUAUCCAAGCCAACAAUCUUCUUGGGGUGAUUCACGUUGAGGGUAAACCCAAUUCGUUUACUCAACGUAAUUUAGUUGUGCUCCGCCUUGUGUGUAAUCAAGUUGGAAUCUCACUGGCAAACGCUUUCCUUUAUCGGAACGCGAGUAAAGUCAGUGCUGCCAACGCCGCCAUGGUUGAAGCGCAGAAACGUGCCUUGGCACUCGCCAGGGAAGCGGAACGAAAGUCCAAGGUUGCAGAAGCGGAAGCUAAACAUAACGUUAAGCUCAAAGAAGACGCUGCAAAGGCCAAGUCAAUAUUUCUGGCUAACGUUUCUCAUGAUUUGCGCACGCCAAUGAACGGGGUCAUUGGGUUGUCAGAAUUACUUAAAAAGACCAGCUUGGACCGAGAGCAGGAUGGCUACGUCGAAUCGAUCCGUGUCUGCGCGGAUACGCUAUUAACGCUGAUUAACGACAUUCUCGACUUCUCCAAGCUCGAAGCUGGCAAGAUGAAAGUUUCGACAGUUCCCCUCAACCUCAGAGAAACCAUAGCGGAGGUUGUUCGCGCCCUUCGUUAUACUCACCGUGAUUGCGGACUGAAGACUAUCGAGGACCUAGAUGGUGUUGAUCCCAAUUUAUUGGUUAUGGGAGAUCCUGUUCGUCUCCACCAGAUAUUUAUGAACCUGCUAAGCAACAGCUACAAGUUCACGCCAAAAGGCUCCGUUACGGUCAAAGCCAAGGUAACUGAUGAGGAUGAAGGCCGUAUUCGUAUCACGUGUAAAGUUGCCGAUACUGGGAUUGGAAUUUCCGGAGAACAGUUGGUUCGACUUUUCAGGCCAUUCUCCCAGGCUGACAGUUCGACAGCGAGAUCAUACGGAGGGAGUGGGCUUGGGUUGAGCAUCUGCAAAGCAAUAAUAGAGGAUGUGCUUGGUGGCAAAAUUUGGCUGCAAUCAGAGGAAGGGGUGGGCACGACCGUUACCUUUACACUGGUAUUUAACAAAGCCCCGAAGAACGCUGUGGUCAAAAUGCCAUGGUCUCAAGAUGGCACUCAAGAGAAGAAACAGAUUCCCAUGAGACAGGCAGUCAGGGAUCUCAAGUCUCUCGCCCGAAACAGGAUCCGCGUCUGCAUUGCCGAAGAUAACCCAAUCAACCAAAAAAUUGCAGUGACUUUCGUUAGGAAUUUGGGACUAGAGUGCGAGGCGUUUAGCGAUGGUCAGCAGGCUGUGGAAGCUCUUAGACGUGCAUCUGCAGAAGGAAACCCUUUCCACCUUGUCCUAAUGGACGUUCAAAUGCCGGUUCUGGACGGAUAUAAUGCUACGCGGAGGAUUCGUGAGGAUUUGGACCCGUGCGUCAACGAUGUUCUCGUAAUAGCCAUGACCGCCAGUGCUAUUGAAGGGGAUCGCGAAAAAUGCAUCGACGCCGGCAUGAACAAUUACCUCGCUAAACCCGUCAGGUCUGAUGUACUGAAAAGGAUGCUUGAUCAGUAUCUAGCACCUUCGAUGGAGUCCGAGCUCCCGAGAUGGGGAUGUCGACGGCGCCGGGCACGCUCGACUGCGGCUGCUUCUGGUCCUUCUCCCGUUGAAGAGGAACCGCAAACCAACAUCGUUCCUGAAUUUGAAUCCAAAACCUCCAUUAAGGGAAAGCCUGGGGAUCUAUAUGCGUUUAUGCCGAACGGCUCGAAACCGCCCGACAGCCCUCCCGCGGGUGCCUCCUUCAGCGCCGCACAGACUACUUCUCCUGAUGCUGCUGCUGCUGCCGCUGCUGAUACCAUAUCAAGCACUCACACCAAUACGAGUGGGAAUGGAGAGAGCUCCGCACUUGUGGAGCCGUCUAAAUAACGAUCGCUUCUGACGGCAAACAUUCAACUGGCGCUGUGCUAGACAUGUCUCCCCCCGCUCCGAUCGGUUUAUACCUAUUUUUUCUUUUUUCUUUUAUCUUCUUUUUCUUCUUCGUGUCUAAAAAGAACUCAGGGAUGGGUUCUAGUAAAUAUUUAGAAUUUCUGCAUUUCCCCCAGUUUCUGCCCGUUUAGCUUCUUCACUUAUGGAUGGAUGGAUGGGUGGAUGUUCUUGCCCUUUAUAAUUAUCUCCCUUCUUUUUGUUGGAGCCUUGGUUUCUGUUUAAUUUUGUUUCAUUUGUACACAUUUUGUCACUUUUUCUUUUACGACAAGCAACGUCCGAUGAUAACGAUAUGAUAAAACCAACUGCAUGGCAAAGGGGGCUUACCACCGCAUAUAUGGAAUGGGAAUGAAGGAAAUAUACCAAAAUACUGGCAUUUUAUGUCUUUUCUUUCCUUUUCUUUUCUUUUUCUUUUCUUUUCUUUUUUUUCUUCUUCCUUAUUUUCAAUUCUUUGUCCUUUUUGCACGUAUGUAUAUAUCUCGAGUGACAUUAUCUUUUUUCAAUUUCCCCCGUUUUCUCCCUUUCAACCCCCGAUUUAUUUUACUCCUCUUGACUCUUCUCCACGGCACAUAUAAUGUUUCUAUAGUGUUACCAUAAAAAUGGGGCAAUGCUGGUUCACUGUGUUAUCUAGGUUCUGUUUUUUUAUUAUUUAUUUAUUAUUAUUAUUAUUAUUGUAUAGUCCCCUAAAAUGGUGACCAGUGAUAGAAUUUGGUGAAUGGAAAUCUCCUUAUAUGAGGACCGAAAAGUUUUGAUUUCCACACUUACAACUGUAUACUAAGUUCUAGAGAUGUGCAUUUCCCCUUAUUUACAGGUUUAAUGAAUAAAAUAAGGUGAAGCACUCGUUCUUCACACAGCCCUCCUGCCAAACACCCUGAACCUCUUGACCCCUCCAUCUGGCACCAUUGUCAACAUAACAUGGCUAAACGCCUUCCCUCCAACUUCACUACCCAACAAUCCCCCUUCAAACACAUGUUCCAAAUCCGCCUUGCACGGCUGAUCUCCCCGUACAACCUCCACCCACCCUUCAUCAUCAAACUUUGGAUCCUGUCCCUCCUUAACAUCCUUCUUCAGGAACCCAUGCACCCUAACCGCCCUUGGGAAGUUUCCUCGGAAGUCCUUCGUAUCAACCACGACCUUCUCUAUCGUCCCUACCAACCCGAGCUUAACAACCGCCCAGUCUACAUGGCCCGGUGUCCGCGAACGAGCAGUUUCCCAACCGUCACCCAUAUGCUCCCCACGGCCGGGAAGUAAGGUAUUCGAUGCGGGGGUGAAAUGUUGGUUACUAGCAGAAACAACAAGACCUCCCAUCAGCGCUGAGGAGAGCUCCUCCAACUCCGUCGUCGCAGAUCCUUCCGCCGACGCUACUAUCGCCUUGGGCGCCGGUGCAGGGCCCGGCACGGCAUGCCCAUAUAACCUAACCCGCGCAAACCCCCCAUCAGGAUACAUCCUGACGCGUACAUGAGUAAUUGGGUCCGAGGGGCGAGAUAGCAACCAGCCUUGGCGCCGCGAAGGCCCGCACGGCUGCUUGGGCAGAAUAGUCGUCCAGCCGUUAAAAGUAGGCUUGACGACCUCGGCGUCCCCGGCCUCCGCACCGUCCCGUUUAUCAAUGUGAGUACCCUCGACAAGAACACUCUCGCCGUAAUUGCCGUAGAAAUGCGCCGUGUCGAUUUCCACGCCAACGACGACACCGCUGCCGACGCCUAACUUGAUUACGGCCCAGUCAAAUUCUUCCGGGUUGUGGCGGCGCGUUUCCCAGCCGUCGUACCAGGCUCCUGUGUGUACGAAGACGCCAGGGCGGUGGAUUGGCGGGGUUGGGGUGAGGAGGUUUGAGGCUGCGGCGAAGUACUCGUCGGAACAGGCGAGGAUGGUGGCGUUUAGAGAGGAGGAGACGA